Salvia hispanica is the source of this 1851-nucleotide messenger RNA. Lineage: Eukaryota; Viridiplantae; Streptophyta; Magnoliopsida; Lamiales; Lamiaceae. The record is from RefSeq and is a predicted model, not a curated record.
UAAAGGGACUCUAUUCACUCAAUCAUCCGAUUCUACCCCAAUUCUCUCUUCUAAUGUCUAUGCCUAUUAACAGCCAUCAUCCCUGACACGCCGCAAUCCAGCUGAACACUGCGACGUGGAACCAAAGCGGCGAGGCGGAUGAAAAACGGCAGACAAACUUAAUUGGCGGACGUGGAAGCCGCCGGAGAAUAAGUUUAAAGUGCGCAGAAAUUUUCUAGUCUUGCCAGCAAUUGGUGCUUGUUCCGUUUAGUUAUUAGUCUUGCCAGCAAUUGGAGUAUUAUUUUGUUCUCAGAAUUUAUGUGCGAUGACUUCGCAGCAAUUCUUGAUGCGGAGCUGGAUGCUGCUUCUGAUUUAUCAGGAAAUUCUGAAGAAGGUGCAGAAGAAGAGGAGAGUAGUGCUGAAGACAGUGGUGACAGAAGUGAAUUGGACUUGGAUCAUGAGAGAGUUAAAAGGCAGAAAGUGGAGUUAUACUCGGGCACAUUAAAUCCACAGGAGGAAAUCUGUACACAUCCUGGUUCUUAUGGUGGAUUGUGUAUGAAAUGUGGGAAACUUGUAGAUGAUGAUUCUGCCAUUUCGCUUAAAUACAUUAAUGAGAAUCUGAGGAUUGCUAAUGAUGAAAUGGCUCGAUUACGAGACAAAGAUUUCAAGGAUUUGCUUUGUCAUAGAAAAAAGCUUUAUUUGGUCCUUGAUUUAGAUCACACACUACUCAAUUCAGCUCGGCUAACUGAUAUUAAAGAGGACGAAACAUAUUUGAUCAACCAAAGAGAUUCUCUGCCUGAUACCUUGAAGACCAGUCUGUUCAGACUAGACAGGAUGCACAUGAUGACUAAGUUGAGGCCAUUUGUGCACACUUUCCUGGAAGAAGCUAGUAACUUGUUUGAGAUGUACAUAUAUACCAUGGGUGAACGUCCCUAUGCUUUGGCAAUGGCGGAUCUACUUGACCCUGGAAAUAAAUACUUCCAUUCAAGAAUAAUUGCACAAGGUGAUUGCACGCAGAAAUAUCAAAAGGGUCUUGAUAUUGUUUUGGGGCGAGAAAGCGUAGUCCUCAUCCUUGAUGACACACAAGCGGUAUGGAAAGAGAACAAGGAGAAUUUGAUAUUGAUGGACCGAUAUCACUUUUUUGCCUCAAGUUGUAAGAACUUUGGAUUUAGCCAUAAGUCUCUUUCUCUACUAAAAACUGAUGAAAGUGAGACCGAGGGGGCUCUGGCCACUGUUUUAAAGGUGCUUCAGCAAGUACACUGUUUGUUCUUUGACAAGGGCGGCAAGGAUAAUAUAGAGGACCGAGAUGUGAGACAGGUGCUAAAAACCAUUCGAAAGGAAGUUUUGAAGGAUUGCAAAAUAGUCUUCACACAUGUUUUCCCGACCAACUUCACAGCUGAGCAUCAUCACUUGUGGAAAAUAGCAGAGCAACUGGGAGCUACUUGCUCGACUGAAGUUGAUCCGUCUGUCACACACGUGGUGUCUGGGGAUGCUGGGACAGAUAAAUCGCGCUGGGCCGCGAGGGAGAACAAGUUCCUGGUCAAUCCGGGGUGGAUCGAGGCUUCCAACUUUUUGUGGAGAAAGCAGCCUGAGGAAAACUUCUCUGUUAAGUCGAAACGAUAGAUGGGCUUCUUCGUAUCUAGCCUAUGCUUUGUUUUCUAACCUACUUGUAUAUACUGUAUGUUAGAAUAGACCGACCUAGUGUUCAAAGAGCAAUAGUUUGAAAUGGCUAACACAGUUUGAUUUACAUUAGCAAAGAUUUGGUGAUGAUUUUGUAAUGUCAAUAGAGAUCAAGUCAUAGCAUUCGACUCAAGAUUCUGUACUAUCCAUAUGGAUGGUGAAAUUGCAGGUUGGUCUUAUCUUUCUUGAUCA